Messenger RNA from Drosophila willistoni, 4311 nucleotides. RefSeq names its product ubiquitin-like modifier-activating enzyme 1 (gene Uba1). Gene Ontology annotation, biological process: protein sumoylation. The record is from RefSeq and is a predicted model, not a curated record. Bases 105 to 3725 code for a protein of 1206 amino acids. The transcript is spliced from 4 exons. Gene Ontology annotation, cellular component: cytoplasm; SUMO activating enzyme complex. NCBI's taxonomy places the organism in Eukaryota, Metazoa, Arthropoda, Insecta, Diptera, Drosophilidae. Gene Ontology annotation, molecular function: SUMO activating enzyme activity.
UUUUUUUGCAUAUUACUUUUGCACAUAGAUCGCGAUCUACGCAAAACAUCAAAAGUGCCACACAAUAACACAUAGUGAGUGAGAAUAAGUGAAACACAUAUAUAAUGUCAACCUGUAGCAGUUCAGAUGUGCCGUUGGCUAAAAAGCGGAGACUGGGGACAGACGGCGACGAUGCCGGCGUUGGAGCAGCUUCAGCUUCAUGCAGCGGCGGCGGUGGAGACGUCAAAGUUGGCAGCAGCAGCAGCAGCAGUGGCGGUAGCAAGAACAACAACAGCAGCAGCAACAACAAUUGCGAAAAUCAUGGGAAAGCAGUAGGCGAAGUUGACAUAUAUGAGAAAGAGACGGCAAUAGCUAGCAGUAAGCAACAGCAGCUGGAGUUGUGUGUAUCGUCGUCUACUUCCGACACGUGUGCGAAUACGACUACGAAGAGGACAGCGAGAGAGGCAACGUCUAAAGCAGCAAGCGAGAGCAACGUUAGUACAUCGUCAGCAGUGAAUAAGGAAAGUGGUGUAAAUCGAACGGAGCAAAAAAAUCAGAGCCUCCAUAGGGAACACGAAGAAGAAGCAGCCGCCGCCGCCUUCUCAGCCACCACAAACGUUAGCUCCAGUACCACUACCAAUACUACCACCUCCAAUAAUAACAACAACUCGAGCAGCAACAACAACACAAAUCGACAUCCAGCAGGAGGAAGUAUGGCAGCUAAUACGAGUGCCGCCGCCGCUCCCGGUGGAGACAUCGAUGAGUCUCUCUAUUCCCGCCAACUUUAUGUGCUCGGCCAUGAUGCCAUGCGUCGUAUGGCCAAUUCGGAUAUUUUGCUAUCCGGUCUAGGCGGCUUAGGAUUGGAAAUAGCCAAGAAUGUGAUUUUGGGCGGUGUGAAAUCCAUAACACUGCAUGACACAGCAACUUGUGUGCUCAAUGACCUAUCUUCGCAAUUCUAUCUAACCCAAGCGGAUAUUGGCAAGAAUCGUGCAGAGGCAUCGUGUGCCUCUCUGGCCGAACUGAAUAGCUAUGUGAGGACCCUAUCGCACACUGGACCCCUCUCGGAGGACUUCCUGAGGAAAUUCCGUGUCAUAGUACUGACCAAUUCGGAUGCAGAGGAACAGCAAAGGAUUGGCAAAUUCGCCCAUGAGAAUGGCAUUGCUUUGAUUAUUGCCGAGACGCGUGGAUUGUUUGCCAAAAUCUUUUGUGAUUUUGGUGAGAAUUUCACUAUCUAUGAUCAGGAUGGAGCACAACCGGUGUCCACCAUGAUUGCCAGUGUUACGAACGAUGCUCAGGGUGUGGUCACAUGUCUGGAUGAGACACGACAUGGCUUCAAUGAUGGGGACUAUGUCACAUUUUCGGAAGUGCAGGGUAUGAAGGAGCUAAAUGGCUGUCAACCCAUUAAGAUCAAUGUUCUUGGUCCCUACACCUUUAGCAUUGGGGACACUAGUGCAUUUGGUGUCUACAAGUCUGGCGGAGUGGCCACUCAAGUCAAAAUGCCCAAGACGGUGAGCUUUAAGAGUCUGGAGCAGGCUUCAGCGGAACCAGAGUUUCUCAUCUCGGACUUUGGCAAAUUGGAUGCCCCUGCCACGUUGCAUGUGGCAUUCAGUGCUCUGUCCACUUAUCAAAAGUCUCACAAUGGAGAUUUGCCCAAACCAUGGAAUCAGGAUGAUGCUGAUAAAUUUUUGGCACUCUGCAAAGAUAUUAAAUCCGAUGUAGAUGAGCAGUUGAUAGUGCAAUUUUCAAAAAUCUGUGCUGGUAACACUUGCCCAGUGGAUGCGGCAAUUGGUGGCAUUGUGGCCCAGGAGGUACUCAAGGCAUGCAGUGGAAAAUUCACACCAAUCUUUCAAUGGUUCUACUACGAUGCAAUCGAAUGCCUGCCUAAGGAUGGUGUCACCGAGGCAGAUGCUCAGCCCUUGGGCAGCCGUUAUGAUGCCCAGAUUGCGAUAUUCGGACGUAAAUUCCAACAACAGCUGUCCAAUGCGAAAUGGUUUAUUGUCGGCGCCGGAGCCAUUGGAUGUGAGUUGCUAAAGAACUUUGGUAUGCUUGGUCUUGGUGUCGGCGAUGGUCAAAUCUUUGUCACCGAUAUGGAUCUCAUUGAGAAAUCAAAUUUAAAUCGUCAGUUCCUUUUCCGGCCGCACGAUGUUCAGAAAUCGAAAGCUCUGACCGCUGCUGAUGCCAUCAAGCGUAUGAAUCCCGAUGUAAAGGUUACCUCCUAUGAGUUGCGUGUCGGCUCCGAGACAGAGAAGGUCUUCUCAGAGGAUUUCUUUGGCAAAUUAGAUGGUGUGGCCAAUGCAUUGGAUAAUGUAGAUGCUCGUAUCUAUAUGGAUCGCAAAUGCAUCUUCAAUCGCAUCCCUCUGGUGGAGACUGGAACCCUCGGAACCAUGGGCAAUGUCCAGGUGAUUGUGCCAUUUGCCACCGAGUCGUAUAGUUCAUCGCAGGAUCCGCCCGAGAAGAGUAUACCCAUCUGUACGCUCAAGAAUUUCCCCAAUGCCAUUGAGCAUACAUUGCAAUGGGCACGUGACUCUUUUGAGGGUGUCUUCAAACAGGCCGCUGAGAAUGCAAGUCAAUAUAUAGCCGAUCCUCAGUUCAUUGAACGAAUUAUCAAAUUGCCGGGCAUUCAACCCCUCGAGAUUCUUGAGUCCAUCAAGAAAGCUUUGCUCGAUGAUAAACCCAACACCUUUGCCGAUUGUGUGGAAUGGGCACGUCUCUACUGGGAGGAUCAGUAUGCCAAUCAGAUCAAACAGUUGCUAUUCAAUUUCCCACCCGAGCAAGUAACAUCGAGUGGUCAACCCUUCUGGUCCGGUCCAAAACGUUGUCCCGAUCCCCUGGUCUUUGAUGUCAAUGAUCCCAUGCAUUUGGACUACAUUUAUGCUGGUGCCAAUUUGAGGGCUGAGGUCUAUGGCUUGAAACAAAUUCGUGAUCGCAAGGUCAUUGCCGAAAUGGUGCAGAAGGUUAAGGUACCCGAAUUUAAGCCCCGUUCCGGUGUCAAAAUUGAGACUAAUGAGGCUGCUGCUGCCGCAUCGGCCAAUCAUUUCGAUGAUGGUGAGGUCGAUCAGGAUCGUGUGGAUAAGAUAAUUAAUGAGCUGGUUAAGAAUGCGGACAAGAAAUCGAAAAUCACACCAUUGGAAUUCGAGAAGGAUGAUGAUAGCAAUUUCCAUAUGGAUUUCAUUGUGGCCUGCUCGAAUUUAAGAGCAACAAACUACAAGAUACCCACAGCAGAUCGUCACAAGUCGAAAUUGAUUGCUGGUAAAAUUAUUCCAGCCAUUGCAACGACCACAUCGAUGAUGUCGGGAUUGGCUGUGCUGGAGGUUAUCAAGCUAAUUGGUGGUCACAGGGAUUUGGCUCAAUUCAAGAAUGGUUUUGCCAAUCUUGCCCUGCCAUUGGUAGCCUUCUCGGAACCGUUGCCAGCUGCUAAGAAUACCUAUUAUGACAAGGAAUGGACAUUGUGGGAUCGAUUCGAAGUUAGCGGUGAAUUGACAUUGCAGGAGUUUCUCAAUUAUUUCGACGAUAAAGAGAAACUGAAAAUAACCAUGUUGUCGCAGGGCGUCUCCAUGUUAUAUUCAUUCUUUAUGCCCAAAGCCAAGUGCUCGGAACGUUUGCCCUUGGCCAUGUCAGAGGUGGUGCGUCGGGUGUCCAAGCGUCGCAUUGAGCCACAUGAACGUUCGCUGGUCUUUGAGAUCUGUUGCAACAAUACGGAUGGUGAAGAUGUUGAGGUGCCCUAUGUCCGUUAUACGUUGCCCUAAGAAUCCGGAGACACCUAAAAUCCCUGUACCCUCCUUUUCCCCCCUCCCAUUGUCCUCAUCAUUCUCCUAUUCGUAAUAUAUAUAACAGUUAAAUUAUUUUUAUACAAACCACCAUCUCCACAACCACCAACACCACCACCACGACAGCGCUCCAUUCGCUUUGGUAUUCUCCUACUUGGUCUGCUCUACCCAAUCUUUUAUUCUUUAUCUCUCUCUCUCUCUCUCUCUCUUUAUACAUUCAUUCUACCCGUCUUUAAAACAAAACAAAGUAAAGUUUAUAAAUUAAAUGUGUAGCUGGAUGUGUUUUGCAUUUUUGAUUUAUUUUUUUUUUUUUAAAUGGAGAGAGCUGAAACUAUUAUGAUUCAAGAUAUAUAUAUAUCAUAUAUUUGUAUGUGUGCGUGUGUGGGAGUGUAAUCCUCUAAGGAACGGCAAAUUAAAUUCGCAAAAUACGAAAAAAAUUAUACAAAGACUCGACUUAAAGAAGAAUAAAAACUAAAACAAGAAAACAAAACAAAAAGAAAUUAAAUUAUACAUACAAAUAAAAGAAAUUAAAACUGCUCAGCAUAGCGAUUUUUGGAAACAGAAA